GAACCUUUCAACCAAUAAGAGAGGAAAAUUAUUAUUAUAUUCACGGCUCACACGAUUUAACCAGCUCCAGUACAAACAUUACUGUAGAGUGUGUUGCAACCGUUGCAACGAACUAUCAUAACUAAGCUUGACAUACACGAUAAGGGAUCCAAAAUUUCUACUGAUGGCUCUUAAAGGUUUAAAAGUUCUUGAAUUCGUUGGCUUGGCGCCAGGACCGUACUGUGGAAUGUUGUUAGCUGACUUUGGUGCCACAGUGACUAGGAUUGAUAAGACUCCUACCAACGUACUUGAUGUACUUCAUCAUGGUAAAAGGUCCAUGGCCAUUGAUUUGAAAAAACCUCAAGCUAUCGAAAUUGUCCGUUCACUAUGCCGAAAAAGUGAUGUGUUAAUUGAACCAUUUCGUCCAGGAGUGAUGGAAAAGCUUGGACUUGGACCAACUGAAAUUAUGCUAGAAAAUCCCAGAUUAAUCUAUGCUCGUUUGACUGGUUUUGGACAAAAUGGUCAACUGGCACUUCGUGCUGGCCAUGAUAUCAAUUACUUAGCAAUUUCAGGUGUUCUUUCGUUGCUGGGAAGAAAAACGGAGCGACCAACAGCACCUAUCAAUUUGAUUGCAGACUUUGCUGGAGGAGGGCUACUUUGUGCAUUUGGAAUUUUAGCUGCUCUUUUGGAGAGGCAUCAUUCUGGAAAAGGACAAAUUGUAGAUCAUUCAAUGGUUGAAGGAGCAGCAUAUAUAGCCAGUUGGUUAUUCCGUUCGCAGAAACUUCCCAUUUGGGGUAAACCACGAGGUGAAAAUUUAUUGGACACAGGAGCUCAUUUCUACGAUACUUAUGAAACCAAAGAUGGAAAAUAUAUGUCAGUUGGAGCCAUAGAGCCUCAAUUCUAUAAAGAACUAUUAAAUGGUUUAGAUUUAAAAAUGGAUUUGUCACAAUUUGAAGAUUCAGAAAAGGCUAAACACCUACUCGAAAAAGUUUUCCGUACAAAAACCAGAAAUGAAUGGACCCAAAUUUUUCAACAUCGAGAUGCUUGUGUCUUUCCAGUUCUUGAUAUGGACGAAGCCCAACAACAUCCCCAUAACCUCGAGCGACAUGCUUUUUUGAGUGAUAAAGCAACGAAGGAUACCGAGUGGAUACCAUCACCCGCUCCUAAACUAAGUAGAACACCUGCUCAAUCAGGAGCUACAUGUGAAGAAAGGAAUGAGAUUCAAAACAUUAGGGAAAUUUUUGUGGAAAACGAGCUACAAUUAAGUGAUAUUGAGGAACUAUAUCAUAACAAAAUAUUAUUAAUGGCAACCAAACCAAAACUAUAAUAACCAGUGGGAUUUUGUUGGUGAAUUGUUAAAUAAGUUUUCUUGUUUGGCUUGCCUAGUGCAUUUACUAGUAAUAUUUUUCGCGGUUUAUUGGAUUACACUUGGAAGCAUAUGAUUUAGGGCCAAAUUUUGUGAUAAAUUUAUUUUAUUAUUUAUAUUUUAUUGGAUGUUAUCUGGAUAUAUGGAUGCGCAUUGAAAUAAUUUCACUGAACCAUU
Molecule: messenger RNA, 1522 nt
Organism: Malaya genurostris
Lineage: Eukaryota; Metazoa; Arthropoda; Insecta; Diptera; Culicidae
Gene: Amacr
Product: alpha-methylacyl-CoA racemase
Exons: 3
Coding region: 164-1306 (380 amino acids)
Biological process (GO): bile acid metabolic process
Cellular component (GO): mitochondrion
Molecular function (GO): alpha-methylacyl-CoA racemase activity
Source: RefSeq, a predicted model, not a curated record